GCCGCGUCGGGGCUAAUGUAUAAGAGCGCCAUUUGCAAUGUGGGUUGAUACUCUGUACCAUCAAUUUGGUAACGAAUCUGAUCAUUAUCGCCAACUCAGUCAGCGUCGCAUUGCAAUAACACGAUGCCCCUCUGGAAUAUUUAUCACCCUGAUGGCAUUUUUGAGGAUGACGAGAGUAAGGCGGCUCUCUCAGCCGAUGUUACUACAUACUACACCGAGGCCGGUCUCCCUGCUUUCUACGUUGUUAUCAACUACAUCAAGAUGUCUGGAAACACCACAUGGGUUGGAGGUAGACUGCCCAGCAAAGAGGAACCGUUCGUUCGAAUUACAAUGGACCACAUUGCCAUCCGCUUGCCAGACAGCGACACGAUGUACAGAAGAGUGGCAGAUAGAUUGGACGCAAUCAUUAGGAAGCACCUAGAGCCUAAGGGAUACCACUGGGAAUUUCAUGUCAACGAAACAGAGAGGAGAUUAUGGAAGAUUAAUGGAUUGUUUCCGCCACCGUUCCGGAGCGACGAAGAGAAAAUUUGGUUUGAACAGAAUAAGGCUACGCCAUGGGAGAAAUUGUGACCAACGUUUGUCCAGACUGUUCGGCGCGAGACAAAAGGCGGUGCUUUGGUUUUGUGAAAUAGUCGGCAAAGGGGAUAAAAGUUUGUGUCAAAAGGUUUACCGUAUUGAAGAGAAUACAUUGUAUCAGGUUGUGAGCUAUCUACCAUGGGACUGACAGGAUCCAAACGUACUUGGGUACUUCCUAGAUCUCUAAGUCGGCGAUUCUAAAGGUUUAGAGGAAGAUUCAGCCAUGGAUAUAGACUAAGCAGUUAGUGGAUGAGGAUGUCUGGUAAUCUACGAUAUUUCUUGCCU
Aaosphaeria arxii CBS 175.79 is the source of this 861-nucleotide messenger RNA. RefSeq lists its product as uncharacterized. Bases 124 to 570 code for a protein of 148 amino acids. Lineage: Eukaryota; Fungi; Ascomycota; Dothideomycetes; Pleosporales. The transcript has a single exon. The record is from RefSeq and is a predicted model, not a curated record.